AUGAUGCAGCUUGCAGCUUGGUAUCAGAAAAAAAUAAGCUCAUAUGAUAAAGAGGAAUGGGAGACAAUGGUGGAGCAACUUUUGAUGCGUGGCACAUAUCGGCGUCGUAUUGUUGACUCAUUCUCCACACAUGCUCGAUCUUAUCUUAUUGAUGUGGAUUUGGUCAGAGGUUCAUCAUUCCCAAAAGCAAAACCUACCCUUGGUAUGCGCCGAGUAGUAUGGUUUGCAUUAGUGCGGUUGGUAUUUUUACCAGCACUGUAUCAAUGGUGGGCUCAGCAAACAUCCCCAGCUUGUUCUAAGUUCUUACUAAGCUUGUGGAUUUUACAAGUACUGAAUAUGACUCUAUAUUUUGUAGCCCCUAGUUCCCUGGAAAUGGAUGCUAACUGUUGGGUUCUACCUUUGGCUCUGAUGCUGGUGCUGAGUGUGGUGCAUUCACAAAUCGUAAGUACUACAGAAAUGGAGGUUGCUCGUGUACGUCCACGAUCCACAUAUCGAAGGAAACUGCCUCGAUACUUUCGAAGAUCCAGAUCGGAUUGUGAUGGAGGAAGUGGUGUGGGAUCGGCCGAAAGUGGAGCUACCUCCAGUCAAAGCAAAACUCCGACUAAUAAACACACUAAAUUUCGAAGGCGACAAUCGAGAUCCGACAUUAUUGAGGCUGGAUUAAGAAAAAGAAAAAAGGAGUUGACCAAAGAGAAUCUCAUAAAGGAUCAAGAACUGCCCGCUAAAAACAAGUCUGAGAUUAAAAGUAAAGCGAAAGAUUCGGAUGACGAAGACUAUAUGGCGUGGAAGAAGCCGAAUCUGAAUGCACCUAUAGUGACGUUUACUCCGCCACCUGACGUCGCAACUCCUAGCUCGUCCUUUAGAUACAAGCCGAACAUAUUGACCAAAAAGUAUCUAGAAAGCUACAAUGUGCGCCACAACCCGCAAAAUAACGUUGGAAGGCCGAUUUUCGCGGAUGGGGACGACGGCUUCGAAAGCCUCAAUGGUUAUAACUCUAACGGUAGCGACGGAGAGACUAGAGCUAAAGAAAUCGACCGAGGGAAAUCAACACUCGCCAGUGUUGGCAGAGAAAAAACAAUUUCAGAAACGAACGCACCAAAUGUGACUGUCACUGAAGAGAACGACACAGAUACCGUCAAGGCGACGGAUGAAUUUAUAAAUAAAACUAAACCAGAGGACGACGAGAAAUCCAUCGAUCCAGACUCGGACGGCGGAAUUCUUAGAAACAGUGGUCCCAUAAGCAAGAGAAUCGGAGUGAGGUUCAGAAAGUCGUGGGCGAAUGUGACAAUGCCACCGGAAUCUAGCGAUGACGAUUUCAGCAACAUCAAGAAAAAGGAAAAGAAAUUAGACAAUUACCAGUCUUCGUCAUCCGAUGGGGAAUGUUCGGCUUCAGCGCCAUCUAUUGCACUGCCUUCGCACCAUACCAUGUCAGACUGGGUUGGGCAAAUCACUAACAGUGAAGAGAGCAGUUACUGCUCGCAGUCGGAAGGAGGUCACUCGGAUGUAGGUUUCCAUUACACUACAGACAGUGCAUGGGACCCCUUCACCAUUCUCGACCCCACCAGCGAUACAGUGAAGUGCACCAUGUGGGAGCGCGGCUCUACGCUGCGCGCCGAACUGUCCGCGGUGGACAUCAGCUGGUGCGUGGUGGCGCGCGCCGAAAGGGCGAUGGCGGCGCACGGCGCGCUCUGGCCCGGCCUUUUGAUGGCCGCACUGGUGGCGCUCGUUUGCCCCGCCAUCAGGCUGGUGCAGGUGGCCAUUGACCAGGACACGAGGAGUGAGGAGGAGUUGCAAUCUGUAUCCCUGCUGUCCUACAUACCGUCGCUGGUGGUCAACUACACCCAAGGCUCGCCCUAUUCCCUUUUCAGCGGAGGCUUCGGGGAUAAUGUAUGGGAGAUAACGACCAACACAUUGUCGUGCAUACUCCGCUUCGCGCUGAGCGGCCUCGUAUUCUUCCUACUGGCAGUGGCCGAGAGGGCUUUCAAGCAGCGUUUCCUAUACGCCAAGCUGUUCUCGCACCUCACGUCGGCGAGGCGCGCCCGAAAGUCGGAGCUACCCCACUUCCGCUUGAACACCGUCAGGAACAUCAAGACUUGGCUCUCGACCAGGUCGUACUUGCGACGUCGAGGGCCGCAACGAUCUGUUGACGUAAUAGUCUCUGCCGCGUUCAUGCUAACGCUAAUACUUCUGGCUUGCGUCAGCGCCCAACUGCUGCGGGACUCGCCGACGCUCGAGUGCGGCUGGCUGCUGGAGGCGAUGGUGUGGUGCUGCUGCCUCGGCAUCCACCUGCUGCGGCUGCUGACCCUCGGCAGCAACGUGAACCGCAAGUACCGCGGCUGCCUCUCCGCAAUACUCACCGAGCAGAUCAACCUGCACCUGGCCAUCGAGCAGCGGCCGGAGAGCAAGGAGCAGCUGACGGUCGCGAACAACGUGCUCAAGCUCGCCGCCGACCUGCUGAAGGAACUGGACGCACCUUUUAAGAUAUCGGGAAUAUGUGCCAAUCACUAUUUGUACACGAUAACCAAGGUGGUGAUACUUUCAGCGCUCUCCGGUGUCCUGUCAGAAAUGUUGGGCUUCAAAUUGAAACUGCAUAAAAUAAAAAUUAAA
Molecule: messenger RNA, 2607 nt
Organism: Iphiclides podalirius (scarce swallowtail)
Lineage: Eukaryota; Metazoa; Arthropoda; Insecta; Lepidoptera; Papilionidae
Source: the annotation of a GenBank genome assembly